Iphiclides podalirius (scarce swallowtail) is the source of this 1284-nucleotide messenger RNA. Lineage: Eukaryota; Metazoa; Arthropoda; Insecta; Lepidoptera; Papilionidae. The record is from the annotation of a GenBank genome assembly.
AUGACAGGAGUCAAUCAAAUCAGAGAAAGGUGUCAAUCUGGAAAUACGGAGUUAUAUAAGGAAAAGCAUUCAUCUGUAAGAAGUCGUAAAGCUCAUCUUCCUUCUAGUUUCACACAAGAUGAGAAGAGCAGUUCAGAGAGUCUUAAUAUUGGUAGAUUUCGAUCUAGCAACCCAUGUAUACCAGAGAAUCAUUUUUAUGCUAAAGAAAUAAGAAUUGUGCGCCACACAAAAGGGGUUACAUUUAGAGAUGAAAGACUUGCAAUAGCUCCAACUCAAGGUGCCCCUUGUGCUUUGUAUAGUACUAUUCCAUAUUCUAAAACUAUUCGCAAUGCAAGAUCAGAUAUUAGAAAAGAUGGUGUUCGCAGGCGUAACACUUCAGGGCCUAGACCUCUAUCCUCCAUAACUGACAAUGGGAUGGAUCCUUUUGAUCUCCUAGGGCUGGAAAAAGAAGAGAAUGGACAAGAUAUAUCUUAUUCGAAGUUAUUGGUGCCCUCACGAGUGUGUACCCGAGAACAAUAUAGAAAAAUGUAUGUUGGCGACAUUGGUGAUAAAACAUCAUGGAAGAUGCUAAAUCGUCCUCCCCAUGUCAUAGCGAGGACUAAGUUAUUGACGAGGCACAAGGAUAAGAAGUGGUGCUUUUCGUAUGAAUCUUCUCAACGCACUACGAUAGCUUCGUCCCCGCCGCUUUCGUCGAUAGAGAACAAAACUUUCGAUUGGGAGGAAGGCGCAAUAAUUCCGCAAAAGUUUGUACAUUAUUGCCCGAAUAUACUCGAUGAUCCCGAGUUGAUCGCGGGAAAACAUAGGACCCUACUAACGUUCACAUCUUACAUGACGUCCAUCAUCGAUUACGUUCGGCCGCAAGAUCUCAAAAAAGAGCUCAAUGACAAAUUCAGAGAGAAAUUCCCCCACAUUAAAUUAACUUUGAGCAAACUGAGAAGUAUAAAAAAAGAAAUGCGAAAGAUUGCAAAACACGAUUGUGGCGGUAUAGACCUGCUGUCGGUCGCCCAGGCUUAUGUUUACUUCGAAAAACUCAUCCUUGCUAAUUUGAUCAACAAGGAUAACAGAAAAUUGUGCGCAGGAGCGUGCUUGUUACUGUCUGCAAAGUUAAACGACGUCAAAGGGGAGAUGUUGAAGGCUUUAAUAGAGCGCAUCGAGACCACGUUCCGUGUGAACCGAAAGGACUUGAUCAAGUUCGAGUUCGCCGUGCUCGUAGCGCUCGAGUUCGGGCUGCACGUGCCGCCGUACGAGGUGUUCCCCCACUACCAGCGGCUGCUGCACGACUCG